CUAAUCCACAUGGUGUCGUUGUUUAGUCACUAAUGGUCACUAAACAAUCACACGUCAUUCCGAUAUUCGGUUGCUUGUAAUUACUUGUGUAGUGUGGUGUUGCAUUAGUUAAGUUAAAGUUACAGAAAUGUCUGAUGUAAGAGAUUGGUUUAAUUCUUUACCCUUUUUCACAAGAUAUUGGUUAUUAUGUACUGCUGUUUGUACAUUAGCAGGAAGAUUUGGACUAGUAAGUCCACUUUCCCUGAUACUUAUAAAGGAGCGUUUCAUAAACAACUUUGAGAUUUGGCGAGCAGCAACCAGUGUUUUCUUUUAUCCUCUCAAUCCGGGUACAGGAUUUCAUUUCUUAAUAAAUUGUUAUUUCUUAUAUAAUUAUUCGCUGAGGUUAGAACGUGGAGAAUACGAUGGACGGCCAGCAGAUUAUUGUUUCUUACUCUUAUUCAAUUGGAUAUGUUGCGUUAUCAUAGGAAUUAUUGGUGAAUUUCCAUAUCUUAUGGAUCCUAUGGUACUCAGUAUAUUGUAUGUUUGGUGUCAAUUAAAUAAAGAUGCUAUCGUUAAUUUCUGGUUCGGCACACAAUUUAAGGCAAUGUAUUUACCAUGGGUGUUAUUUGCAUUUAAUCUUAUUAUUUCUGGAGGCGGUAUGAUGGAACUAUUUGGUAUCUUAGUUGGACAUCUUUAUGUAUUCCUGAAGUUUAAAUAUCCUCAAGAACUUGGUGGGCCAGAAUUACUAAAUACUCCAAAAUUUCUUGAAUCAUAUUUUCCACCUCAAAGAGGCGGUUGGAGAUGGAUUGGAGCUACAUCUACUCAGAGGCCACAAGCACCUGUUAGAAAUACAUUCGGUGGUCAUAAUUGGGGACAAGGACACGUGUUAGGACAAUAAUUUGUUAUAUGAAAUGUGACAUUUAUGUGAGUUCUUUCCAUUGUUUUCAUUUGAGUAAAAUUAUUGAAAUAUAAAAAAACUAUAUAAAAUGUA
Messenger RNA from Osmia lignaria (orchard mason bee), 970 nucleotides. It is a transcript of the gene Der-1, whose product is annotated as derlin 1. The record is from RefSeq and is a predicted model, not a curated record. Lineage: Eukaryota; Metazoa; Arthropoda; Insecta; Hymenoptera; Megachilidae.